CUCGUCAAGUCGUCCCCUCGUCGUGUCAAAAAAAAAAAACGUCCCCUCGUAGUCGCCGCCGCCGCAGCACCAGCAGCAGCCGCCGGGGAGGCCCGAAUGCGCCUGCAGUCGCCGUAGCGCCACCCUAUCGUCCGUCCGGAGGGAGGCACAGGCACGCGAUGGAGACGGACGAGCGGGCGGAGCCGGCGCGGCGCGCCAAGGAGGCCGGCAACGACGCCUACCGCAAGUCCUUCCUCGAGACGGCCGUCGAGCACUACACCCGCGGCGCGCUCCUCGACCCCAGCGACAUCUCCUUCCUCACCAACCGCGCCGCAGCCUACCUCAAAUUGUGCAAGUACAAGGAGUGCGUAAGGGACUGCGACGACGCGGUGAGGCGCGGCAGGGAAAUCGGCGCGGAGAACAAGCUGAUCGCGAAGGCGCUGUGGCGGAAGGCGUCAGCGCUGCUCGAGCUCGCGGACUGCGCCAGGGACUACGCACCGGCGAUCAGGGCCCUGGAGCAGUCGCUGGCCGAGCACUACUGCGAGGAGAUGCUCCACAAACUUGGCGAGGCGGAGAGGAAGAGGAAGGAGGUGGAGGAGCAGGAGCGACUGGAUCAGGAGGCCGCCGACCACGACCGCGAGAAAGGUAAUGAAUUCUUUAAGCAGAAGAAGUACCAUGAAGCAGCAAUGCACUACACUCGAGCUAUGAAAAUGAGCCCAAAGGAUCCAAGGGCGUUUAGCAACAGAGCUCAAUGCCACAUCUAUCUGGGAGAUUUCCCUCAAGGUCUUGAGGAUGCAGAGAAAUGUGUCGAACUAGAUCCGACUUUUCUAAAGGGCUAUUUGCGUAAAGCUAAAGUUCAGUUCCUGAUGGAAAGAUAUGAAAAUGCUCUGGCAACUUACCUGGAGGGUUUGAGGUGUGACCCAAAUAAUCUGGAGGUUCUUGAUGGCUUAAGAAGAUGUGCAGCAUGCAUUAAGAGGGCUAAUGGGAGUGAUUUUGAGCUUAAGGAAUUGAAAGAGAUGUCAGGAAAUUUCCAAUCAGAAAAUGAUUUGUGUAAAUUUGAAAAAGCAAUGGAACAAGCUGCAAUAUUCAAGAAGGAAGCUUCUGAUGAGCGUCUGAUGCGCAUAGAAUCUGAACGAGUGGCUAGAACAAUGGAGGAACAUCUUUCAGGGGUACACCAAGAGUUGGAACGACUUCAAAAACAACACGCUGAGGUCAUAGAGAAACUUGAGAAGGCCAAUGAGCAUAUACAAGGUCAGCUCUCUGAAUCCAGAGGACAAUAUGAACGGCUUCUAUCAGAGCAUGAUCACUUGCUACACGAGAGGAAUCAUGCUGUCCGGGAGGUUCAAGAGUUACGUCAAAAAAGAGGCCAGAUGCUUUCAGUAUUGACUACAUCAAUGCACUGUGAAUUUUCAUCAUCUGAACUGGAGUGUGCUACUGAAAAUUUCAGUAGUUCUCUUAAAAUUGGAGAAGGUGGGUUUGGAUGCGUGUACAGAGGUACCCUCCGGAACAUGACAGUUGCAAUAAAGGUGUUGAAACCUGAUAAUUUACAGGGACAAUCACAGUUCGAGCAAGAGGUUGCUAUCUUGAGUAGAGUGAGGCACCCUCACCUUGUAACUCUGUUAGGAGCCUGCUUGGAGUCAUCUACACUUGUAUAUGAGUUCUUACCAAAUGGAAGCCUUGAAGAUUUUCUUGUUUGUGCAGAAAAGAGGCGCAGUCUACCCUGGCAGACUCGCAUCCGAAUUAUUGCUGAGAUUUGUUCAGCAUUGACAUUUCUGCACAAGAAUAAACCACACCCUGUUGUUCAUGGAGAUCUGAAACCUGCCAACAUCCUUCUUGAUGUUAAUUUAGUCAGUAAAAUUAGUGACUUUGGUAUCUCUCGCCACCUGUUGCAGUCAAGCACCAACAACACUACCAUGUAUCGCACCAUGCAUCCCAUGGGAACCCUUCAGUACAUGGACCCAGAGUUUUUUGCCACGGGAGAGCUGACAUGUCAAUCUGAUGUUUAUUCUUUUGGGAUUGUGGUCUUGCGCCUUUUGACAGGAAAGCCUCCUGAUGGUAUAAAGAAGAUUGUGGAGGAUGCCAUGUUGAAAGGCGACCUGAACUCAGUUCUUGAUACCUUAGCAGGAGAGUGGCCUUACGUAUACGCCCAGCAGGUAGCACACCUUGCUCUCAGUUGCACAGAGACAAGCCGGAGGUGCCGUCCUGAUCUUUCAGUCGUGGUGUGGGGAGUGGUUGAGGCGAUUAGGGAUGCUGCAACCAUAACAAUACCAUCGGCCUCCUCUUCUAGAUCAGUGUCUGAUGAGAACUGCACGCCGUCAUAUUUCAUCUGCCCUAUAUUUCAGGAUGUCAUGAACGAUCCGCACAUCGCAGCGGACGGAUUCACCUAUGAAGCCGAGGCCAUCAGGAGCUGGCUCGACGGAGGCCAUGACACAUCACCGAUGACUAAUAUGCGACUAGAACACGACGAGCUCAUUCCCAAUCGCGCGCUCCGUUCCGCCAUCCAGGAAUGGCUCCAGCAGCAGAAUGUGGCCUUGUAGUCAGUUGGGUUGCUGCGUGCUUCUCCAGUUCUCCGCCACCAGAUAUAGUUCGGUGCCCCUCUACCGAUGCCUUGGUCCUGACGAGUUGAAUUGCUGCCCCUGUAGAGCUAACAUUCUUUUUUUUUCUUUUUGAACUGUAGAGCUAACAUUCAACUAUAUGUGAUAGUGUACCUUGUAGCAUUGUAGGCUUGUAGCUAAUAUUAAACUUAAACGGUGAUGCCUGCCAAGACCUGUAUGCACUCUUUAGGGCCGGAGCUAAAAGACAUAUUUGCCUUCUAUCAUCCUACUA
Panicum virgatum (switchgrass) is the source of this 2805-nucleotide messenger RNA. RefSeq names its product U-box domain-containing protein 70-like. The transcript is spliced from 9 exons. Gene Ontology annotation, biological process: protein phosphorylation; protein ubiquitination. Lineage: Eukaryota; Viridiplantae; Streptophyta; Magnoliopsida; Poales; Poaceae. The coding region runs from base 159 to 2516 and encodes 785 amino acids. The record is from RefSeq and is a predicted model, not a curated record. Gene Ontology annotation, molecular function: protein binding; ATP binding; protein kinase activity.